UCUGCCUUAGAAGGAAACUGAAUAUUCUCUGAUCUCGGUAGGUUUUGUUUUACUAAACCUGUUUUUGCUUGACUUUUAGACUACGACUGUUUAUGCACAGUAAAUGGGUAAGAACAAUAAAGUGACAUUUAUAUAAAUGUGAAACUAUCAUAGACAAGCAGUAAAGCUUCCGAGUAAGAAAUAAAAACAGCACUGGACUGAUCUGCUGUCCUGUCUGGGAAAAAGACCUGAAACGUGUGUCAUGGCCAGGGCUCAGCCCAUUAAAAGCAGCCUCCACUGGGCAGACAGAGGAUUUCCAAUGGGGACCCCUACUUUAAAAAUUCCUUCUCUCCAACAGCUGCUGAGGGUGUGUGUGUGUGUGUGUGUGUGUGUGUGUGUGUGUGUGUGUGAGAGAGAGAGAGAGAGAGACUUUAGCAGGAAUACAUUAGCCCAUUUGUCAUUUUAUCAUCAUGUUGCAUAAUAAGUGAUAAUCAUAAACCUAUCAAAUAUCUGAUUUAGAAAGAACCUAAUAGAUCAAAUAAUAGUUCAUUCUCUUAAUUUAUAGUUGAGGAUAAUGAGAUUUAGAGAAUCUACCCAUUAGUGGCAGAGCCAGUGCCAAAGCCCAGGCUUGUUAAUCUUGGACAUGCAAAUUAAUACAGGUUUGAUUCAUGUCUCCAGGAGGCUUACAAUGCAUUUGGAAGCCAGGACCUGUUCAGUGGGAACCAAAAAUGACAACCUAGGGGUUCAAACUUUCCAUAGUUUAAUACUCUUGAUGGCAAGAGAGGGGGAACUCAGCUGAGCACAUGAUGGUCAGGUUGCAAUAGUUUUCCAGAUACGUUAAUGAAAGAAUUAGUGGCAGGUAUCACCUCAUUGCCAAGAUGCUUCUGGUGCUUUUCCACACACACAGUCUUUGUACCCAAGAGGAGAACACCCUGAAGAACACGUUUGACUCUCGAUUGUUAUGUUAGGCACGAAAUAGCCACCGAUUCAAAACUCAGCUCCAGCUGCUACCAAUUCCAGCACAGAGGAUCUUUCUGGAGAGUUAUUAGAACAUACUGUAACCACCAGGAGUCACUAAAUCCUCUUACCUUUGGGGACCCCUAUUCUGGUGACAUUGAUUUUAUUGUGGCAAAUGCUGAGGAAAAUACGGGCUGUGGUCAUGAAGUAUGGCGACAUAGGCUCACUGUGCCCUGAAGGCCCAGGUGUGGGUGUAGGCCACUCCUCUACCCUCCCUCAGCCCACGCUGAGUUAGCAGCAAACGCAUGAGCACAACGAAGCGGAUUUACUAUUCCAUUUAGUACGUGGAAGAGGACAAAUGACACGACAGCCAAAUUUAUAUUUCCUCGGAAUCAAGUCAAUCUUGCGAAAGGCUCUUUUCCAAAGGCUCACCGCGAAGAGGCCAGCAGGGGGAGGAGAAAUGGCCGAGCCCCGACCCCAGGACGCCUCGCCGUCCCCGUCUUCCGCUCUUGACAAUGAGCGAGCUCCGUGGAACGGGCGGGGACACGGCUCUGUCUGGUCGUCACAGAUGGACACAUCUAUCAGCAUGUCAGCAUGGCCCUGGCAGUCCCUCCACUUCCAGCGUGCUUAUGCUCCACGAGCUCAUCCAAUUAGAGCACCAGGCCUGGUGCUGUGAAGUUACCGCUAUCAGAAUCGGUACAUGGAGGAGAAUAGGCCCGGGUCGACUAGAUGGAACACUGUGGUCCUCUUCCAGAGAAGAAAAGUUACAGCGCUUGAAGAGAGCAUAUAAAGCCAGUGUUAGAAAUACUGAAAUGGAAUCAACAGUGUUUGUGGCUGAGUGUAGAUUUUGUGGUCUAAAAGAUUUCCUGUAAGUGGAAGUGAAGUCCAGUGGCCUCCCUCAAUCAGCUACAAGUCAAGAAUACUUUAUGGCAAUACGCACAGAGAGAGGCAGAGACACAGGCAGAGGGAGAAGCAGGCUCCCGCGGGACUCGAUCCCUGGACCUGGGUAACACGGCCGGAGCCCAAGGCAGACGCCCAUCCACUGAGGCACCCAGGCGCCCCCCAUACAUGACUUUUUAUGUAAACAAGGGUCUCUAGGAGCCAUUGUACUACCUCAAAGGAGUGACUCACUGAAUUUGGACUGAUGCGAAGUCGAUCUUCCUGCAUCCCCCUGGGACAAGGAGGACAACCUUGUGUCCACGUGGAUGGCCGCUUCCUAUCUCUGUGAUGAGCAUCAGCUCUCACCACAAAUCUCACUUCACCAGGAAGACUUCCUUGUAUGAUGACCUCGACUCAUCCACUGUACUUCAUUUCCCUGCAGCACAUUGACCACACUAUAAAUUAGAUUUCUGGUUUCUUUACGUAUUAACAUAUAUAUUAUUUUACAGAUAUUAAUGAGUGGAGGUACACACUGAGCAUCUCUCUCCAUUAGCACUGUAAGCACCGUAAGAACAGAGACCUUGUUUGUGGUUUUCUUGCUGUUCCUCCAGCACUGAGGCUAGGACCUGCCAUAGGGGCGGUCCAGACGUAUUUGCCACAUCAAUAAAUGAAUGAAUGAAAGCAAUGGCCAUUAACUCUCAUUUACCAUGAAAAAUGGCUACAGCAAAUUUCUCUGGUUCUCUCAUUCCCCGGCCCCACUAAUGGCUUGGAAUUCCUAAAGGCCCUUAGAGCAUCUCGAACUGUCCAAAUGGGAAAAGGUAAAGCCUUAGAGGCAGGCCUUCCUUCACUGUGAGGCUCAGGCCCUACCUCUGCUGGAUCUCCAGCCCCUGGACCCUUUUGUGCAAUAGGUGUACAAUAGGUGUGCAAGCUCCUGGAAGUGUGGCCACAGACACCCGGACGUCGCUGUUGUUAUGCUGAUCUCGUUAUCCUGAAAAAGAACAGCGGAAAUCCAAUGUUGCUUUAACAAAGAUUACAGCAAAGGGAAAUAGUGGCAUUCACAGAAUUGUUCUCCACUGGAAGGCUAAACCUUCAGAAUAAUGUAAAUCCACUGUACAAUGCGGCAUGAAUGAAUUCAUUUAUGGUUCUG
This is a messenger RNA of Nyctereutes procyonoides (raccoon dog), 2962 nucleotides long. It is a transcript of the gene UPP2, whose product is annotated as uridine phosphorylase 2. Gene Ontology annotation, molecular function: uridine phosphorylase activity. Gene Ontology annotation, cellular component: cytosol. The record is from RefSeq and is a predicted model, not a curated record. Gene Ontology annotation, biological process: uridine catabolic process. NCBI's taxonomy places the organism in Eukaryota, Metazoa, Chordata, Mammalia, Carnivora, Canidae. The coding region runs from base 1452 to 1808 and encodes 118 amino acids. The transcript is spliced from 5 exons.